Molecule: messenger RNA, 900 nt
Organism: Periconia digitata
Lineage: Eukaryota; Fungi; Ascomycota; Dothideomycetes; Pleosporales; Periconiaceae
Source: the annotation of a GenBank genome assembly
GUCUUCAACGAACAGGCCAAUUACCUGAUUGACUGGAACGUUUCCAAUUGCUUGUUUGCCAUGUCAAGAAUUUUUUUUCUCUUGUUUGGCUUGAUGGUACUGGUGGAAUCCGCCAAUGUAUGCAGCUACGAGGGAGGCUGGGCACUCCGAGUAAACGAUACCGGCUGUCCCAUUGAUGCGCCGGUCGAAUGCGGUAAAGGUAUGACAGGCCAGACACGUUGCUGUCCGAGCGGCCUAAAAUGUACGGGAACGGAUACCUGGGAGGGUAAUUGGUGCUGCAAGGAGGGUGAAGAUUGCAUUCAGGAGUCCAAGUUCCAACCUAAGUGCCCUGAUGUAAGAUGGUCGCUGUGGAAAGGAAACAAAACGGUAGAGGAUGGCGGCGGAUGGUGCUGCGAACCUGGUUCCAACGGCGUUUAUCGAGGCAAUGUCGACUCCGUAGGGUGUACUGCAGCCGGUGUCUUGACCUUACGGUCCGAUAUGGCUUUUGCAUCAACUGUUCCUGCCGUCCGAUGCGAGGUAUCGAAAACGUCCUCCUCAUCGUUGCCCCCUGCUGCCUCCAAUCAGACUGGCACACUUACUGCCUCGCCGUCCGCUCAAUCGCCACCCUCUAUAUCUGGCGGCGCCAUUGCUGGAAUCGUGAUAGGUGCCAUCUGCAGCUUGGUAGCGAUCAUUGCGGUCGUAUUUUUCGCAGCUAAAUAUCGGAGAUUGAAAAGAAACACCUCUCCAGAUGGGGAAAACCAGCACAAAAGACAUCGUCAUGUUGAAAAACCGCGGAUAACAGCAUACCAAUUGCCGGAUGAUCACACGCGAUAUGAAAUGGAUGGAUCAGUGAUGUAUACACAGACAGGCCAAGAGUUGGGCCAUGAGAAAACGCGAAAUACUCAUCAGGAAAUGCCAUAA